AUGUUCCAAACAAAAAAAGGUGUUGUUGGACAGAAAAUAGCAAAACUAUUGCAAAGGCAGAAUCUCGCCAAUGAUGUAACUGAGCAACGACGCGUCAUCAUCGAUGGCUUGGCAAUUAUUCUUGGAGAUGACCCCAGCGAGUUCUUCAAGACAAGUUCGAAAGCUUUGAUGGAUGAGACCACAGCGGCGCUUCUGAUGGGUGUGCUCACAGUUGAUGAAGACUUCCUACACCCUUCAAGUGCUGAGACCUUCCACCAAACAAGUAAAAUGAUCGCUAUUGUCAUCGAGGGCAACAUCGUCAUGAACAACAUCAGUGAUGUUCCCCAGGCUUUUUGCCUUCUGUUUGCUCUGACGUACGCCUUACAUUUGGACUACCCAAGAUCGAUGCUCAACACGUUCAGGUGCAUCCAGUCUGUGAUGCUGGGACUGGGAAAACAAACUCUGCCACCAAAACUCCUGACUCUGAAGAACUACCUUUUGGCAUAA
Messenger RNA from Knipowitschia caucasica, 486 nucleotides. NCBI's taxonomy places the organism in Eukaryota, Metazoa, Chordata, Actinopteri, Gobiiformes, Gobiidae. The record is from the annotation of a GenBank genome assembly.